UCCCUGACAUCCAUCCAACUCUGCAAAUCCUGACACCAUGAGCUACUACGGCGGCUACUAUGGAGGCCUGGGCUAUGGCUAUGGCUCUGGUUAUGGCUGUGGAUGUGGCUCCUUCCGUGGCCUAGGCUAUGGCUGCGGUGGCUGUGGCUAUGGAGGUCUGGGCUAUGGCAGCUAUGGCUGUGGAGGCUGUGGCUAUGGAGGCCUGGGCUAUGGCGGCUAUGGCUAUGGUGGCUAUGGCUAUGGCUGCUGCCGCCCAUCUUGCUGUGGAAGGUAUUCUUCUUAUGGCUUCUACUGAAAAGCUACUUGUUCCUGGCCUUUGAUGGAAUCCUGGUCCCUCCCUGCUUUGGCCUAAUUCCAAGACCUCAUAAAAAGAUGUCACAUUCCAUCUGUUUCUAAAACCAGGUGGCUUUGGAGAGCUACCUCAAGAAGACCUUAGAAUCCCUCCAGUCCAUGCAGGACAGCCAAGUAGCAAGGAUGGAGAAGCAACAGGUCCUGUCCUUCUGGGAAAUGAUGCAGAACCUCAUCUUUCAUGAGGGAGAAUUCUCCAACAAGAGUUCAUUUCCAGAAAGUUUGCUCAGAUACAACAAAACUGAGAUGUUUGUAACAAUGUUCUAAUAAAUAUGUUUCUCUG
Messenger RNA from Monodelphis domestica (gray short-tailed opossum), 631 nucleotides. The record is from RefSeq and is a predicted model, not a curated record. Lineage: Eukaryota; Metazoa; Chordata; Mammalia; Didelphimorphia; Didelphidae.